CUCCCCCCCCCCUUUCCCCUCGCCCCUCUCUCCCUGCGCCUCGCUCCCCUCGCCCUCACACGAACGAGGUAUAAAAGGCCCAACGUCUCUCCUCAACAGCAUCAGUUUCCCUCUUCAUCCCUCGAGCAGCCAACAUGAAGUUCGUCAUCCUCUCCUGCCUGGCCACCGUGGCCCUCGCAGCGCCCCAGACCCCGAGGCAGCCCGAAGUGAACAUCAUUCGUCAGGAAUCCACCGACAACGGAGACGGAAACUUCAGGUACUCCUUCGCCGCCGACAACGGCAUCGAGACAGAGGUCGUGGGAACCCCAGGAGCUGAGGGACAGAGCAACAUGCAAGGAUACUACGUAAUCGCCCUGGACAACGGAGCCUUCGCCCGCGUCGAUUUCAUCGCCAACGAAGCCGGAUUCCAGCCCAGUAGUGACAUCCUCCCACAGGACCACCCCCUGCCCGAGCACGUUCACGAGCUCCUGCGCAUUGCCGACGAGCAGCGUGCCCAGGGCAUCAGAUUCGACGACCAAGGACAUCGCUUGUAGACAGAUAACGAAAAAAUUAUAGUCCCAUAACAUGUUCUUCCGAGACGCUCAUCUGUGAUCCCUUCUUUUUGUUGUUCGAAUAAAACUGUUUUGAUGCAACGGA
Molecule: messenger RNA, 636 nt
Organism: Macrobrachium nipponense
Lineage: Eukaryota; Metazoa; Arthropoda; Malacostraca; Decapoda; Palaemonidae
Product: cuticle protein AMP1A-like
Exons: 3
Coding region: 135-533 (132 amino acids)
Source: RefSeq, a predicted model, not a curated record